Molecule: messenger RNA, 6268 nt
Organism: Branchiostoma belcheri (Belcher's lancelet)
Lineage: Eukaryota; Metazoa; Chordata; Leptocardii; Amphioxiformes; Branchiostomatidae
Product: nascent polypeptide-associated complex subunit alpha, muscle-specific form-like
Exons: 6
Coding region: 493-3333 (946 amino acids)
Biological process (GO): actin filament polymerization
Cellular component (GO): cytoplasm; actin filament
Molecular function (GO): microtubule binding; actin binding
Source: RefSeq, a predicted model, not a curated record
CCCCGCACCCCUGGGUGGAGAGAGCUGACACAGAACCGGGGACACCGUUGGAAAGAGGUGUACGUCGUGGCUUUAUUGAGCACGAGUGACCAGCCAACUCCAGCGGGACACCUGUCCACUACUAGAGCGGUCUCUCAGUCCUCUGGUUACGGUAGGGCCUGGCUGCCCUCGUGACACAUACCUCUUGUCGACCAUACCGUGGCGUACAAUUGAUAUUUAAAUACGAGGUCUUGCUUUACCGCUCCGAGCAAAACACACACCCGAACGGCGUCCCGCCCUCAGAUUUACAAAAGUGUCACCGUUCAUCCGACAGGAAAGUAUGCGGCAUGCAAAUCUAUGCAAAUACUGGGGAGUGAGUGAGGAACUUGGCGCGGUGUAGUGUGUGUGUGUGUGCCGUGCACGGCGGCAGCUCCGGUGUGUCCGUACCGUACUCGGGACUCAAUGGGAACCGUUCUGUGGAGGCCAGUAUGAGCAGAGCGGAGUGAAGGAAGGAUGGACGCGAUCUCAGGGACGAGGCGACAGGUGCUGUUGGGACUUUACCUGGCGGGCGGGUGGCUACCGGGCGCCCGCGCACAGACUGCGGGAUGUAGCGUGAACAUCCCCGGGCUAGCAGUGGGAUGUGUGCUGGGGACGCUUGCCCUGUGUCUCAUCGCAUUCGGCAUCUACUUUCUUGUCAGUCGGAAAAAAGCAAAGAAGAGGAAGGCAUUGCAGGUUGCAGCUGGAGGGCCAGGUGAUCUAGAAUCAGGAUUUCCGGAGGGAAGGGGCCACCCCAGCCAUGCGUAUGUGAUCGAGAAUCCCCACACUAAGGAUGAACAGAAGAAUGGGUCCCAGAAGACAAAAGCUGCAGCGGCCCCACCUGUUGGCACGACCACCAGGGACGUGUCCACGGAGGAGGCAGUACCCGGGGACGACAGCUACCUGGUGCUGCUGGACAAGAAGGAGGAGGACCAAUCAUCCGGCUUCAACAUCAUGAAGGGGGACAACGGCAAGAUCUUCAUCCAGGAUGUCCGACAGGGAGGACCAGCAUGGAAGUCUGGCAAGAUCCAUGAUGGUGACCAACUGGUCAGUGUCACUGUCUAUUUCACCGAUAUUGCGUACGAGGAUGCGCUCACCAUCCUGAGUUACUCCUCGCCCUACAAGGUUCAGCUCCGGCUACGGAAGCCUAGCAAGCGACCCAGCCCGGUGGCUAAGACUGUACCCGUCACCAUUGAAAUGCAGCCUGUCCCAGCUGCAAGCUCGGAGACACAGCAAGACGCUGCCAAAGUUCUGCAGCCGACGCAGGCUGCCGCAGUAGAGCAGGAACCCGCUGUCGCUGCAGAGACACAACGAGAUGCUGUUCGAAUGGAACUGCAGCAGCAGCAACCUGUACAUGAACCUGAAGUUCUAGAGACGUUAGAACCACUACCUUCUCCCGAAGACAGACUCCCACAAGUAUGGGGAGUAGAAGUUGACGGCGACGAUGGAGGUCUUUCAGAGAGAAAGCACAAGGCCGUCGUCGACGAGGCCAACAGAAUUGUAGACGAUGCAUUUGAAUCAGCAAAGGAGGAGCUGAGAAGAGAGGAGAAGCUCCUUAGAGAGGACACUCAGCAGUCGGACAUGGAGAAGCCAUUGACGCCCAGACUCGAGCGUAGAUUAUCCUCGACAAGCUUGCCGGGGGCAUUUCCCGAAGAAGCCACAUGGAAGUCCCCCAACCCAUACCCUUCCAACCUACCUGAGAUCAAAUUUACUGGCCAAUCAAAGUCUCUUGAUCACCUGAACAAAUCAGUAGCAAGCAACCUUCCUGAUGACAUGAGACCUCGUUCCCUGGCAGAUAUAGACUUCUCCAAGUACAUUCCUCCACCCACUGAGCCUCCUCCCCCUAUGACCCCUGACACUCCCAAACCUAUUCCCCCUGAGAGAGGAUCUGCAAAGAAGAAACGGAAAGCUCCCCCUCCUCCAUCAGUGACUCCCUCUCCUCCUACAGUGUCUCCCUCUCCCCCUACAGUGUCUCCCCCUACAGUGUCUCCCCCUACAGUAUCUCCCCCUACAGUGUCUCCCCCUACAGUAUCUCCCCCUACAGUAUCUCCCCCAUCUGUGACUCCUCCCCCAUCAGUGUCUCCCCCUCCCACAUCAGUGUCUCCUCCUCCCCCAUCAGUGUCUCCUCCUGCCCUUUCUGAAUCUCCCCCUCCCACUACAGUGUCUCCACCCUCUGUGUCUCCCAUUGCCAAGAAAAUUCCUUCUGAACUUCUGACCAAUGUAACAGUUGAAAAGGAAGAGGACAGAAGAAAAGAUGAGUUGACAGACAGUGGUUUAGAGCUGAGCAUAUCCACCCCUAACCAAGAAGUUGCCCCUGCCCUGCUGCCCCCACCCCCUCCGGCAGUUUUACAGACGCACGCAUCCCAGGACAGCAGGGCUCCGGACAACCCCCAGGAGGAGAAAUCUACCUCACCAAGUGGAGAUUCUGGCAUCAAUGUAGACAUUGGUACUGUGGAGCCACCCUUACUAUCACCACCUGUGGUCCCCACCAUCUUACCAGGGAAAGAGUCCAUACUGGAACAAAAGAUAGAGGAGCAGGCCCAAGAGAGUGCACGGGAGUUUCAGAACUUCCUGGAUUCUCAACCAGAGAAAUCCCUUCUACCUGCUGCACCUGCGCCACCUGUUCUUCCCACUCCCCUAGAGGAGGACCAGGUGAUCCCCGAGGAGAAGGAAAAGCCAGAGAGGAGCAGAUAUUCCCCCAGCGCACUGACCCAGCCUUUCACACUCCCCCCUGUGGACUUGUAUCAGACACCCACGGAGGAAAUAAUCUUGAGUUCCAGUAGCGAAUCCGAGUCAGAACCAGACGACAGCAAGUAUAAGAACAUUAGGGUUGAUGAAGUAGAUAAAAAGAGAUCCUCAAUGUCCUCAGAACCACCAGGACCAGAGGAAGAGAGACCUGGUUCCACAGAGGGGGUGUUUCUGGCGACCAUGGUCAGUGUAGCUAGCAGUGAGGAGUCUUCAUCAGAAGAUGAGGCGGAGUCACAGGUUGUGACAAUGUCUCCUCCUUCAGCCAAGCAGCUGAGGGAUCAGUUCUUCAAUGACAUGAAGCCCACAUCAGGACUGGAAAACAACAUCAUGUCCCCAGAGACCCACCCUGUAAAUAACACGGAGGAAAUACACGAACCACGGACUCCCAGUAAGCAGAGGGCCUCCUCAGAAAGCAGUGAAAACCUGUUGGACAGUAUCGGUCAGCAACAAGCGAUUCUUGAGGAUCAGGCGGGGACGUCCAGUCCCUCCCUGGUUGACCAGUCCAAAACAGACAGCAGAGGUGGGCUGCAGGGUGUGAAUGGGACGCCUGAAGGCAGCUUUAUGGUGUAGGUUAUUUCAGUGGGAAGGAGUUUUGACAUCUCUAGGGGAAUCUAUUGGAAGUAAAUGUAAAAGACUUGCAAUAAGUAUUUAAGACAUCUGUUUACAUAUCGUGUAUGUUGACAAAAAAUUAACAAAUUAGUCAGAGGUAGAUAAGUACUAGGAGUAUGUACAGGUGAGCAAAAUGUGCUAAAUCUAUAAAACAUAGAUACUGUACUGAAUAAGACCACUCCAUUUCACUGAAAUUUCAUGGAUAUCUAGACUAAGGUCCAUAUCUACAUGUACGAGUCAUUGUAAAAGGCCCAUAUCUUCAAAUACAAAUUCCACAUUCAUAAGUGUGUGCAAGGUCUGUAUCUAUGAAGCCUACAUGGUACAAAUUUCUGACUAGAAUGUUCACAUUCCAUACAGCAUCAUCUUUAAUGAAUGUGUCAAAAACUAGCAAACCGUACUUCUAACAAGUUAAUACGUGCAGAGUAAGUGCUCCUGUGCGUAAGAAGGGUCUUGUGGAGUGAAUGUACUUAAUUUACACAAGUUAAAAACCUGCCAAGUAUAUUUGGCAUUACGUCGGUGGGAGAGUCUUGGCUUAGUUGAUUAGGGAAUACAUGUAGGAAAUGUAAAUGGCAAGCGUAGAUAAGUUGGAUGAAUAUAUAAAGUCAACAGUAUUGUAAAUUGUUUUUCCAUUCCAGUUUUCUUGCCAAUUGGAUCUAACCAUAAUGGUUAAAUUACGAUACGUAUGUGCCAGUUGCUUUUACCUAUGCCCAGCUACACAGGUUGGACAAAAACAACCACAAUACAGUUUAUAGUGUUGCAACAGUUGGCAACUGCUGUAUGGAUAGUGCCAUAAAUUUGAGAGACCUUAAAAUUUCACCUAUGGCAAAUGGUAACCAUAUAACCAUCAGUGCCAUAAAACCUUUCAAGAGACAAAGGAAAGCUACCAACAAAAGAGCCCCAUCCAGUUACUGAAGUUCAUUAACCACUGACCCUCUUCUAGUACUUUACACAAUCUUUUCCAAAGAAAUGGCAGCCUAUUGCUAGCCUUAUUGAAUAAGAUACCGUAAGGUAUGAUUAAACUUGAGAUUGCAUUUUAAGAUGAUCGGUCUGGGCUUCAGUUAGCUCUAUAAUCUUACAUAUGUAUCAGCCUGUAUCCUAAUUAGAGCACUAGCUGUAUCAUAUUAUGUUAUAAAUCUAAGUUCUACCACUGCUACAUGAGGGAAGCAAAUCUCCAACAAGAAAAUUUCCUCUUAAGAACUUGUUUGUGAUGAUGUGGUGGUUAUUUGCAUUUCAUGAUAGUACAAAAUGUGUGAAUACUAUGUAUUUACAAAGUAACUGUUGUAGACUGAAAUUGUCUUUAAACAACUUGUUCUGGUCUAUUAAAUAGUUCUAAAAAUACAAAAACAAAACAGUGAGACAAAAAAAAGGAAAAAAAAACUUACCCAAGCUGCCUCAUAUCUAUCAUGUGACAUAGCAAAUAACAACACUAACAGUACUGGUCAACUGCCAUUUUUGUACCAACUAAAUAAUGUUAACCAAUUUAAUUUAUUCGUUUUUUUUACAACAUUUUACAAUAUAAUCUUACUUUUUUGUAUGAUUAAUGAUAGCAUUUUGCAAGUAUAAUGUUUUGUUGUAUUAACUUUUUUAUCAGGAAGUCCUGUUCUUCAGGUAUUGUGUUACGGCUACUUGAGACAAGGGAUUCAUAAUGAAUGGAAAAAGCUAAAAAUGAUUGAUAUCAAAUGUUGCUGUGCAUAAUGUUAGACUUAUGUGAAAUUUAUGAUAUUUUUAUUACAUCAUGAGAGUUUACUCCAUGUCAGUUGGUAUUAUAAUCCAUACAACAUUGUAUUCUAGACAUAGAAACAGAUAUAUUUUACCAGUUUCUGUUUCAAUAUGCCUUAUCGUAGAUUUACAAUAAUUAUUCGAUAUUGUAUAUUUUCUUGAUCAUUUUGUAAUGCCAGUAACAUGAAAAACAUUAUCCAGACCAAAGUGUUUUGAGAAGGAACCUCCUAUCUUUUCAAUCAUGAAAACAAAUUAUUAAAGACCCACAAAUCUCUUCAUUUAAAACUUAAUAUGCCUUCUGUUCAAAAACAUGGUUGGGACAAAAAAUAUCAAAUUCUAGACCAUUAAAUUGGGUACCGUAACAAUAGAUGUUAAAGCCAUUCUUGCAUAUCAUGUUUGUUUAUUCCAGAAUAUUCUUUCCUGUAACAAAAGUACAGAGUAUCAGGAAAAGUCCCCCUGUGUCAGCUGUUUUAGUUUUGCUUGAUCAAUUAAGAUAUCAGAACAAGUGUAAUGUGAUCUUGAAAAAAAUUUGCUGUAAUGCUUUUUCUGGCAAUAAGAGGUUGGAGCUUUAGGUGUGGCAUAGCUUUCCUAUGGUGCAGUAGGGUUGUGCUGUAACUACAUAAUUUGGCUGCAAUAGGAGAGAACCCUAACUUAGACAGCAUUAUAGAGAGUUAGUGACUUUAUUUUUUGCUACAACGAAGAAGAUCAUAAAGAUGAUAGUGGCAACUUUCAUCCCUUCCACGAGUUGUACAAUUAGAAUGCAACCAGGUGUAGGCUUUUUGUUCCACUAUAAAAUGGUAAAAACUAGAAUGUAUAACAAUUCCUACACGUAGGCCUAAGCUUGACUUGCUUGUAUGUGUGUGCUAUCUAAUAUCAUGAUAUAGUCACUGUGACAGAGUUAAAACUGGUCCAAGUAUGCAAAUUCUAUAGGGUCAGUAGAUGCCGAAAUUCUACUGUAGUAUUGUGUGUCUGAGAUCAUGUAACUUUUAAUUUUCUUGUGACAAUAUGUAAGAUUGUUGUUAUGAUGGGACGGUAGCUUUUAUACAUUGCGAGUCAAGUAAACCCGUAUUAUAUAUAAAUAUGUAUAUCUUGCCCUGUAUUACUGUUGGUAUAUUGAUAAGUAUGUAUCUGUAAGUCUCUGUAUUUAUGGCAAUAAACAUACAAGUCAAGAGAUGAA